Molecule: messenger RNA, 306 nt
Organism: Saccharomyces mikatae IFO 1815
Lineage: Eukaryota; Fungi; Ascomycota; Saccharomycetes; Saccharomycetales; Saccharomycetaceae
Exons: 1
Coding region: 1-306 (101 amino acids)
Source: RefSeq, a predicted model, not a curated record
AUGAGCUAUAAUAAACCUACCUCUUCUACUCGUGUAGAAUUUAAAAAAAUAAUUAACCUUACUCUACUAUUCAUAAUCAUAACAUUAUUGUUUCAAAACUCAGUAGGCUUCAAGAGGAUGUUCCAAAAACUGUUGUCGUUGUUUUGCAAAAAAAGCAACCCAAACUCUGCCAGUAGCAAUCACGAAUCAUUGCCAAUUUUUUCGGAAAGCUUAAUAGAUUUUGAUAAUGUUAACAUGGCCGAUAAGACGAGGCUAUUUCUUUUCCUCGUUUUCUCUUUCAUCAUUACUAUACCGUUUAUGGUAUAA